This is a messenger RNA of Rotaria sp. Silwood1, 1395 nucleotides long. The record is from the annotation of a GenBank genome assembly. Lineage: Eukaryota; Metazoa; Rotifera; Eurotatoria; Philodinida; Philodinidae.
AUGUAUCAAUAUAUCAAUGUUGAACGAACAUCAAAGACUUCUAUUCGAAUUCAUCCUGAAAAUGGCUCUAUUCCAUAUUCAUACUCUCAAUGGCGUUCAAGUUCACUUAUGCCUCGUGCAAUUACGCCAUGUGAACAUGCUAUUUAUAUGCAUCUUUUAUCAAUACUCAUUGAAAAUGUUUUUAAUAAAUAUAAUAUUUCAUAUACGAUGAUGGCUGCUACACUACUCGGUAGUUAUACACGUCAUGAUAUAUUACCAUGGGAUGAUGAUGUUGAUCUAUGUGUUUCAGUUUCGGAUCGUUAUCGUUUACAAUCAAUUAUUAUUCGAGAACUUUCAGCAGAGCCCUAUUCAAUUAUUAUAAUGCAAUUAUAUAAUAAGCGUAAUUAUGAUAAGAUAUUUUUCUCCUGGUGUCCUCAUGCUGGUAAAGCACCAUGGCGUUUUCCUUUUAUCGAUAUAUUUUAUCAUGAUCAAAAUGCAACACAUGUUUGGCUAUUAGGAGAGCCGAUAAGUUGUCCGGUUCGUCUUGAAGAUGUAUUUCCUCUAAUACUUCGACCUUUAGGAGUAUUAUGGUUAUACGCACCUCGAGAACCAAUGGCUCACUUUGAAUCACGCAACAUGAGAUACAUUGAAACGGGCUGUUAUGCUUUUCCAUAUUCUCAUAAAUAUGAAAGAAUGUUGAGAAAUCGUGCUCUUUUUGUCUAUUGUACCAAACUGAAAUUCGUUUAUCCAUAUGUUGAACGACAAUGUGUAUUAAAUAAAUGUACUGAAUACCUGAAAUUGGGCAGUUGUGGAACAGGAAUAGUAUUAGGAUUUUAUCAAGCAAUUGUACAUGGUGAAUGUAAUCCAACAUUGAAUAUUAAUAAUAAAUUUGGUUGCUUUUAUCAAAAUUACAACUUAGUGGAAUUUAUUACGUGCUAUUUAAACUAUGACAUUCGUAUUUCAUCAAAAGAUCAUCCAUUACCUGUUCAAAAAAUUUUAAAAUCUCUUUGGUUUGUUAUAUCAUAUACAGAGAAAGUUCAUCGAUAUCGUUUAAAAUCAUUUGGCUGUCCAGUAAAUGAACAUAAAUAUACUAAAAAUGAAAGUGAACAUAUUACAGUUGUUGAUUACUUUCAUGAUACAUGGAAUAUUUGUUUAUAUUACACACAUUUACCUGUUGUUGAACUUCCACAUGAACCAGAUAAUCGACAAAUUCGUUUAGAAAGAGAUUUCACUAAUAGAAUUCUACAGGUUACGUCGAAAUAUGGUAUUCGAUUUAAUUCACCAUCUAUCGAAAAAUCUGAUGCAGCUGUGCCACAAACAAUAUUAGCUUGUAUGAAUGAACUUAAAAUACAAGGAUGUGAAGUUAUUCUUUAUAUACUUCAUCAAGUUGAAGAUGACAUUUAUCAUCUGAUUUAA